AUGCAGGCUCUAAUCAGGCUGGUGCUGCGAGCUAAAAUCAAGGUCGCGUUGCGAGCUCGAUUCAGGCCCGAGAUGCACGUACCACUACCACCAUCGAGGAAGGCACCCCAGCUGUCGUCAUCACCGCCUCCACAGAGGCCGACAACUGCGCCCCAGCCGCCAUCGUCGCCGCCUCCACCACAACACCACGCUCUUGGUCACGCCGUCCAAGACCCCACUGUACUCUCGACCACCAAGACGGACACCCCGAGUCACUACAUGCCGGCCUCUCCUCUCGUCAGCGACGAGAACACAUCGCUCGGAUGUCACGCUAUGUCAGCUCACGCCUUCCCUCGUAGCCCACCGGCAGUGACGACCCUACAGCUCACGGGUCAGCCCUUGCCGCGCGCGGAUCCCCUACACGGACAACAGCGACUCAGCCGCCAUGCACUCCACCCACACUCAGGGUGA
Messenger RNA from Nilaparvata lugens (brown planthopper), 450 nucleotides. Its product is annotated as mucin-7-like. The record is from RefSeq and is a predicted model, not a curated record. Lineage: Eukaryota; Metazoa; Arthropoda; Insecta; Hemiptera; Delphacidae. The coding region runs from base 1 to 450 and encodes 149 amino acids. The transcript is spliced from 2 exons.